AUUUUCCACCCCUAGCACUGCUCGGCUGAUUUUUUUUUAUAGUUUAUUUGAGACCCCAACGAGCGCGACGCGAGUCUGCAAGAUGUUUAAAACGCGAAGAACGGCCGACCAGUGUUAGCAACUCGAUUGAUCCAUUCGAUCCGAUCCGAUCUGAUCUGAUCUGAUCUGGCAACCGGGCAAGCCUCACCGCAGAGCGACCGCAGCAGAUGCAGCGAGAAUAGGAGCGCCCACCCACCCAGCGACACUCACACAGGCACACGAACGGGGAUUUCGGUUUGGAGCCACCGCACACACUCACAACGGACCUUAGGGGCACCACCCGCACCCGCACACGCACACACAGCCCCGCAGCCCCACAGGCAUUGGCACAGGCACACACGCCCAGAGAUGUCACACCUACCAUUGCCGCUUUAUGGCUUCGCGGCGUUCUUCAUGGCUUUCUGGCUGGGCACCUGGAUGGUGCACGUGAUAGCCAUCUGCUACGGCCGCUACAAGCUGCACAAGAAGUCCUGCAAGCUGCCCACGGAGGCCCAGCCGCUGCCCGGAGUCUCCAUCCUGAAACCGCUGAUGGGCGUCGAUCCCAACCUGCAGCACAAUCUGGAGACCUUCUUCGCCAUGGACUACCCGCUGUACGAGCUGCUCUUCUGCGUCGAGGACAAGGAGGAUCCGGCCAUUCAGCUGGUGGAGCGGCUGCUGGCCAAGUAUCCGCUGGUGGACGCCACACUCUUCGUCGGCGGCUCUGACGUGGGCGUGAAUCCCAAGAUCAAUAACAUCCAUCCGGGCUACAUGGCCGCCAAGUACGAUUUCGUGAUGAUCUCGGACAGCGGCAUCAAGAUGAAGGACGACACGCUCCUGGACAUGGUGCAGAACAUGUCCGAUAAGCACGCGCUGGUCCACCAGAUGCCCUUCACCAGCGACCGAGACGGAUUUGCGGCCACCUUCGAGAAGGUGUUCUUUGGAACGGUGCAGAGCAGGAUCUAUCUGUCGGCGGACGUGCUGGGCAUCAACUGCCACACGGGCAUGUCCUGCCUGCUGCGCAAGGCGGUGAUCGACCAGCUUGGCGGCCUGAGGGCCUUCGGUUGCUACCUGGCCGAAGACUUCUUCAUUGCCCGCAGCGUGACGCGAUUGGGCUGGAAGAUGCGCAUCUCCAACCAGCCGGCGCUGCAGAACAGCGGCCUCUGCGACAUCGGUAGCUUCCAGGCGCGACUCAUCCGCUGGGCCAAGCUGCGCGUGGCCAUGGUGCCCACAACUAUUCUGCUGGAGCCGCUAUCCGAGUGCAUGAUCCUCGGCGCCAUAGCCGCCUGGUCGGCCUCCGUGCUGUUCAGCUGGGAUCCGCUGGUGUUCUACCUGGUGCACGUGCUCUGCUGGUUCCUGUCCGACUGGCUGCUGCUCUCCAUCGUCCAACACGGCUCGAUGCCGUUCCACAAGUUCGAGUUCGUGGUCGGCUGGCUAUUCCGCGAGCUGACCGGACCCUAUCUGUUCCUGCACGCCCUCUGGGAUCCGGCGAUCCGCUGGCGCGCCCGCACCUACAAGCUACACUGGGGCGGUAUGGCCUACGAGCUGGGCAGCCCCGCCUCCGAUGCUGCCAACGCCCCACUGGCACCGCAGCCCGCUCCCACGUUAGAGCCACCAGCGGCAGCCACCGGUGGAUCCACGGGGGAGACGCUGAUCUGCACGGGAGCCAAGCAGCGAUUGCUGGUAUCGUAGCAGCAACUAGUUAAGUUUGUUAUUUUGUACUUGUGAGCAACCAACUCAGCGGACUGCAAGCGACUGGCGAGCGGCGUUUAGCGUCCAGCGUCGGGUAGAAGUAUUAUUAGCUGAACCUUAGUCACUACGUAAGUCUAGACUUAAAGCUGUAAAAAAAUGCGAAUGCGAAUACGGAUGCGGAUGCGGAUGCGGAGCGGCAUCCACGCACUCCCCCUGGACGCGAAGGGCGGCAGGCGGACCUAGAUUAGAUUAGAGACACUGAAUAGACGACGAGCGGAUCGUUGCGAUCGCUCGCCGGAGACGCCGAGAUGUAGCUGUAGCUGUAGAUGUAGGCGUUCGAGCUGAUCGACUUGGGCGCAGUUUGGUGGCUUCGUGGAAACUGGUUAACGAUGCUUUGUGUAUAUAUAACGUACAUAUUUUGUAGCCACUCUAUACAGACGUAAGCAGCCCUUGUUAGCAUUAUGAUUGCGUUAGUUCUCCCCGCUUUUGUUGUUGCUUUAUUGAAUUGUAAUUAUUUAUUUUUGGCCAAGCACCGUAGUUAUAUUGUUACCCUUAAGCCUAUACUUUAUGAUUACUUUUAGUUGAGUUGUUUUAUGUUUUUUGUUUACCCCAGCUUCUGUACAUAAGCGCCGAUAGGGAAUGCCAUUGAAUAAAUCAAAUCGAAACGAAACAAGCGAAACGAUCGUGCGAAUGAAAUUUACUAGGUUUUAAUUGAUGUUUGUUUUGGGUAACGCUUUUCCAAGAUCGUUCCGGUUAUCAGUUAGCUGAGUCAUGGGGGGUUUUGACCAAAUAGGUGGGAAACGUUUGGCUUAGUCACGCCAUCGCCAUCGCCAACGCCACACUCACUUCAGCGUAAUUAUCAUCGCACUUUCGACUCGACUUCUGUCCGAUCUUAAUGCGGGUCUGGAAAUGAUCUGGGGAGGUGAUAGGUCAUUCUGGCGACCACUACCAUUACAACGUACAAUAGAUGCAGUGUCUAUGGAACAUUCGAGUCACAUGAUCGAAUGGGAUUGUUCUGGCGGAAAAUUCUUUCGAUUUCUUUCCACACAGCCCCUUAUCUUAAUGGACUUAAGCCAUGGCAACAGGGCGACACAAACAUAUUUAUGAAUUAAGCGACUUCAGAUAGGAGUGCAGGCAUAUCAGCGGCAAAGAGGAGAAGGAUGCAGUUGGGCCUUCAAUGCAGGUCCGGAACAAACCGAUGCCCGACGCCUUUAGCUUACGCAUUAAGUAAUUAAGCGCAGAUGUAUUCUAAUGAACCGGGGUAGAUAUAUUUGGUGGGCACACACGAUAAAACGACUGCUGAUAUUUUUUUUGCACACCCGCCUUGCCUAAAAUGGGUGAAAAUGAAAAUGCAAUUAAAACGGAUGACGUACUUGGGGGAGGAGUGCUAAAAAUUCCGAAAUCGGCCAUAUCUUGGCCGGGAAUUAUGUAAAUUAAUCAAUGCGCUUAUCAGUACCCAAGGCACGGCAAUCCGCUUGAUUUUUUUUUUUCAGUUUAGCGAUUAGAUAAAAUGUGGGCUCUGCGACAGCCCUUUGACUAGAAAUGUUACUUCGUUUGCCAAGCUAACUCGAACUAUAUUUAGUAUGUAUUUUAAAAAUAAACUCGUAGCCUAAGCCUAAAGCUAGUCAAAGAUAAUUACCGAAUAAACAUCACAUCAUGACCAAAA
Messenger RNA from Drosophila elegans, 3373 nucleotides. It is a transcript of the gene GlcT, whose product is annotated as ceramide glucosyltransferase. The coding region runs from base 388 to 1707 and encodes 439 amino acids. Gene Ontology annotation, cellular component: membrane. Gene Ontology annotation, molecular function: ceramide glucosyltransferase activity. NCBI's taxonomy places the organism in Eukaryota, Metazoa, Arthropoda, Insecta, Diptera, Drosophilidae. Gene Ontology annotation, biological process: glucosylceramide biosynthetic process. The transcript has a single exon. The record is from RefSeq and is a predicted model, not a curated record.